AUGGAGAGGAAACGCUUGAAAAAAGAGAUAGGAAAGCUUUUGGGAGAGUACGUUGGCAUCAGACUUCGGGAAAAUGCAUUUGAUCCACAGGGAAAGAAGCAGACAAGCUUCCUAGAUGACUUGGCUCACUAUGACUUGGCCGUCAACAUCGCUUUACCUUGGCUCAAUGAUUCAGAAGCCCAGAUGUCUUUUGGAAAAGAAAAAACGAAAUUGCCGCUAUGUCACAAAGUUCUCUCUCUCAACCAAACUGAAAGAGAAGCUCUGAUUUUAUCAUCUUAUCCUGGGAUGCUCAUGAACAGCAUUCCCGUUGAAGAUGUCCUUGGGAUUUAUGAGGCAGGUCCUACAGCUUCCCACUGUCGGAACUCCCCAAAAGGCUGCUUGUUCCAUCCUCGUAACCUCUCGCUGCAUCCUUUUGCCAUGCUGACAGCCCCCAACGCUGUGGAACAUGCCUGGAAACAGGGUAUCAAGGCCCACAGAGCUUCUGCAAACCGAAAUCCCUCCAGUAGUUCAACAAAAAGAACAGGCACCAAUGAUUAA
Molecule: messenger RNA, 537 nt
Organism: Euleptes europaea (tarantolino)
Lineage: Eukaryota; Metazoa; Chordata; Lepidosauria; Squamata; Sphaerodactylidae
Gene: C15H2orf80
Product: chromosome 15 C2orf80 homolog
Exons: 7
Coding region: 1-537 (178 amino acids)
Source: RefSeq, a predicted model, not a curated record